AUGGAGCCAUGGGAGAAAAACGGGAGCGAGAGCGCCAAGAAGACGAAGACCUCGCCGGCGCCGCCGGUGGCCGCCCUCGUUGAUGAUCUCCUGGGCGAGAUCUUCCUCCGCCUCCCCGACAUGGCGUCACUUGCCAGCGCCGCCCUCGCCUGCAAGAGCUGGGGCCGAGUAGCCUGCUUCCCAGCCAUCUUCCGCCGCUUCCUGUCCCUUCGCAGGCCCCCACUCGUCGGCUUCAUCCUCACCGACCGCAGCGACAUGCCUGUUCCUCACCACUGCCCUAACCCCCGCUUCGUCCCCGCCGAAUCCCGUAACCCCUACGUGGUCUCCGCCGCCGUUGACGGCGACUUCUUCUUCGAAGACCUCCCCGCCAUAGAUUCGGACGACGACGGCGAAGGGGACUACUACGAGGAGUGGCGCCUCCGCGGCUGCGACGGCGGCCUCCUCCUUCUUUCCCGCGGCCGCUAUGCGCUGGAUCUCGCCGCGUAUGACCCCCUCGCGCGGACGGUCGUCUUCUUCCGCCCUCCCCACGCCUGGCGCUAUUCGUCCCACAUCGUCCGCUACGCCAUCUUGGUGGACGAUGCCGACGCCUCGUUCCGGGUCAUCGGCAUGGAGCGGUGGGCCGGCUCACACUCCGCCGUCUUCUCCUCCCGCACCCGCGAGUGGGACAUGAUUGCCUCGUCCGAUACGAACCAUGCAGUGUAUAGCUUUAUCCGAUGCUGGAGCGACGGCAUGCCGGCGGGCCGCUACGUGUACUGGCGGUCGGACACCAAGAAGUCCCGGCACUGCAAGGACGACGAGGUGAUCUUGGUGCUGGACAUGGAAGCAAUGGUGUGGUCGGUUAUCAAGCCGCCAUUCCCUCCUGGCGAAUCGUACUGCGUCGCGGACAUGGCGGAGCACGGCGGGCUCUGCAUUGUGUCCAGCAAAGAGCAGUGCGUGCAGCUCUGGGUCCGUGACAGCAAUGCUGAGUGGAUGCUCAAGAAGGAGGUUUCGUUGCUGAAUGAGUUUGGAUACCUGAAGAAGCUUCGUCUUGAGGAGUGGAUGAAGCGGGUGCGCAUCCUGGCAAUGAAGGCUGGCUAUGUGUACAUGGAGUUUUGGUCCAUAAGGAAGCCCCAUUCAUAUCUGCUUGUACUAAAUCUGAACACCACAAAGCUGGAAUUCUUCUGCAACAAGUCGACCGAGCCUCACAGAGGUCCUGCGUUUCCGUUCUUCAUGCGGUCGGCACCUUUGCCUGCUCCAGAUGAUGAUAAGAAAUUUUAA
Molecule: messenger RNA, 1257 nt
Organism: Triticum turgidum subsp. durum (durum wheat)
Lineage: Eukaryota; Viridiplantae; Streptophyta; Magnoliopsida; Poales; Poaceae
Source: the annotation of a GenBank genome assembly